AGCUUAUCCUUUUCUCCAUUUCACUUGACGUUUCACACAAGCCAGAGAACCUUUUUUCUACGCGUUAUCAUCCUCACUCACUCUCUCUCCUAAAACCCUAAAUUCUCUUUCUAAAAGCUUCUUCAAAUCCCCUCUUCUUCAUAAGAAUCAAUAUAUGGAUGAUGACAGCAGUAUCGAUCCACUCUCCGGAGACUCUACCUGGACGCUCUCCGGUGAUUACAGCUUCUUCGGGAUUACCGAUACAAGAGACAACAACAUAUUGAGCGAGUUCGGAUGGAACUUCCAUCCUCCAGCACCGGUGUUAGAUCGGAUGGAUUCCGGCGGUAGUUGUGGUGUUCCGGAGGAGAUUAAUCCUACUACUAGUCCAGUUCCGGUUCAUUCUCAGGUUGGAUCCGUUGAAAACGUAAGAGACGUAUCUAUGUCAAAGCCGUUGGUUUCUACCAGCUCUUCCGAGGAUCGACCGGAGUCUUCUGCAGCUUCUGGUGAUGCCGCUUCCGGUGGUCAACCGCCAUCUUCGGACACAGGGGGUAAAGUCAAAAAGAAAGGGCCAAAAAGAAUCCGGCAACAACGAUUUGCAUUCAUGACCAAGAGUGAAAUCGAUCAUCUUGAAGAUGGUUACAGAUGGAGAAAAUAUGGACAAAAAGCUGUUAAAAAUAGCCCUUUUCCUAGGAGCUACUACCGAUGCACAAAUAGCAAAUGCACUGUGAAGAAAAGAGUUGAACGUUCAUCAACAGAUCCCACAACUGUGAUCACAACAUAUGAAGGUCAACAUUGUCACCACACAGUAGGGUUUCCAAGAGGAUUAUUAAAUCACGAAAAUGCAUAUUCAAGAUUGUUGGCUUCUCAUCAUUCAACUACACACCAAGUUAUAUAUCCAAGAACACCAUUGCCAAAUCUUGGUGCCUCUAAAUUACAACCAAAAGUAGAAUCUAAUGAAGCUGAUUUUAAACAUCGUAAUUCUGAUGAAAAACCUCAAGAAUCAUUUCAAGAUUCUCGUUUAGAUCAUCAAGGGUUGCUUGGGGAUAUUGUGCCUACAAUUAUGCGCAACUGACUAUAUAUAUAAAAGUUACAGAUGGUAGAUUGGGAUUGCACUCCAAGUUAUCCACCAAAGACUCGUCAAUUUUAGGUAUUACAAAAGUUCGAACUUUUGAUGGAGAUGCAUUGACUAAAAAAGUUUUUAGUCUACUCAAUUGUUUAUUCAUUCUCUUCUUUCAACUAAGUGGCUAACCUUCUCUCAUAUUCAAGUUUUCACUUUUAAGUGCAUUAAACCCAAGGAUUUUAUAUAAUUGUUAUGUAUAUGUAAUAACAUUAGGUUAUUGUAAUAUAAUUAUCCACCGAAAAGUGUUGGUAUUUUAAGUUC
Molecule: messenger RNA, 1360 nt
Organism: Lactuca virosa
Lineage: Eukaryota; Viridiplantae; Streptophyta; Magnoliopsida; Asterales; Asteraceae
Source: the annotation of a GenBank genome assembly